Molecule: messenger RNA, 2173 nt
Organism: Sphaerodactylus townsendi
Lineage: Eukaryota; Metazoa; Chordata; Lepidosauria; Squamata; Sphaerodactylidae
Gene: GATD3
Product: glutamine amidotransferase class 1 domain containing 3
Exons: 7
Coding region: 16-966 (316 amino acids)
Cellular component (GO): mitochondrion
Source: RefSeq, a predicted model, not a curated record
AGUGAGGCCCUCGGAAUGAUUGAUGAUCUCGCCUCUCCUGGCGUCGUGGAGAAAGGCAUCCCGGCCUCUAGGUGGCGCUGCCGCGGUGCUUUCAAGGACUCCGGACAGACUGCCCAGGCAAGGCCAUUCCGCAGCAGCGUUCUCUUGCUCGCGGCAGUCAUGCUGGCUGCGAGGUUAGCGAUAUGCCGGCAGCCCUUCCUCCCGUCGCCGCGUGUGCUGCUGCUGCUCAGGGGGGUCCCGGUCGACCACGCUUCGUUUCAUUCUUCGGCGCAGCAGCUCGGCGGGGCCAAAGUUGCUGUGGUUCUCUCAGGAUGCGGUGUUUAUGACGGCACUGAAAUCCAUGAAGCUUCAGCCAUAUUGGUCCAUUUGAGCCGUGGAGGAGCCAGCGUUCAGAUGUUUGCUCCAAAUAUUUCUCAGAUGCAUGUUAUAGACCACUGCAAAGGGCAGCCAGCUACAGAUGAAACAAGGAACGUAUUAUCAGAAUCGGCAAGGAUUGCUCGUGGCAAAAUUACAGAACUUAAUAAACUUACUGCAAAAGAUCAUGAUGCUGUGAUAUUUCCUGGGGGCUUUGGAGCUGCCAAAAACUUAUCCACCUUUGCUGUAGACGGGAAGGACUGUAAGGUGAAUGGAGAAGUUGAGCGUGUGUUGAAAGAUUUCCACAAAGCUGGGAAGCCCAUUGGUCUGUGCUGCAUUUCACCUGUUUUGGCUGCAAAAGUUAUCCCUGGUACUGAAGUCACAGUAGGGCAUGAAGAAGAGGAAGGUGGUAAAUGGCCUUAUGCUGGAACUGCUGGGGCCAUUAAAGCAAUGGGAGGAAAACACCAUGUUAAAGAAGUAACAGAUGCGCAUGUGGAUGCAAACAACAAGGUGGUUACUACUCCUGCCUAUAUGUGUGAAACAGAAAUGCAUCACAUCUUUGAUGGUAUUGGGACUAUGGUAAAACAUGUGUUGAAACUGACAGGCAAAUGAAAUAGAUAUCCAUGCUACUAACAUUAAUUUGCAGAUUUGGCAGUACUGGUUUAGUAAUAGGAUUGAUUUCCGUAGAAACAUGUUCAAGGUUGCAUUGCGCUAACUUGUUUAAUUGAAGGUUGCUGGAACUGUUUAGGGUUGUGAAAUAAUUUUCAGUAGCCUUCAGGCCACACAACUGACCUACCCUAAACCCAUUUGCUGCACAGUGAAGUGUAAUAGAUGAAACUGAAUAUAAUCUAUAAGACAUUUUAUUACUUACCAUGGUCCCAUCAUGUAAAAUAUUGAUGUACAAAAGUGAGGUGGAAUAAAUUAAUGAUCUAAAAAUCGUGGAGCUCAUUAUGUGGAUUGCUAAUCAUGGUAAAGUCUCCAGCAAAGCUGUAAUCAAGAAUUGCAAGGUUAGGAACUCCUCACUUGGUGCAACUUCUGGACAGGUACAAUGAAAUUUCUGGGUCUUGUCAGAUCCUAAAUAAUUAGAAUAUUUCCACACCCUGGAUAAAUAAAGAUUGUUUGAAUUAGCAUUGUAGCCCUCAGAGGACAGAAAUCUUGAAAUAAAAUAAUGCAUUUAUUACUGGCCUAAUUGUAUCUGACUUGAUUUCACAAAAUCAACAAGAUUGCAAAUAAAAAAGUGGUAAUUUGCCCUAAAUACACCAAAAACAGUUGUGGAAAUAGGUAUGUCUGUGUACAGCCCAUCUUCACCAAAGCUUUGUUUUGUUAUGAGAACAACCCUGGACGGGUUUGGACUUGGGAGCUCUCCUUCCUGCCUAUAUGCUCCCUAGUUUGGAACAAACUAUUGUUGCAACCAGAUUGUGGCAAAUGGCAACGUGCAGCAUGUUCUGAAACAGGAGGUCUUCAGCAUCCAAGGGGCACCCCAGUGUUCUUGUAGCUGUGCAAUAUGUGCCAAUGAACAGCCAUUUGCUCCAAACCAGAACAUUCCCUCCAUUCUGACCACAUAAGAGAAGGGGGGGGGAGUAGCACAUAAUCCAGAGCUUGUCUUAUAACCUGUUAGCCAUGGGCUGUUCAUUAUAUAUGAUUGCAGAUGUUGUGUAUGAUUCAAUUCCUUUCUAAAGUUGGCAGAUGCAAAAAAAUGAAAAUUAUUCUUUAAAAUAGUGGCCAAUAGAGGGCACUGUUUCUGUUUCUUUUCAUUUUCAAGUGUGCAGUUUUCCAUCUGAUAUUAACAAGAAUUAAAGAAUACAUAUGGCUUAUAAAA